UACAUAGUUCAAUUCUUUUUUUUCUUUUUUUUCUUUAGGGUCUGGGAUUUAGAAGGAAAUGAGAAGGCCCGUUUUGUUUUACGUUCUCCUGGAAUGAGUGUUUGCUGGCAUCCUGAAGAGGCUUUUAAGCUGAUGGUAGCAGAGAAAAAUGGAACAAUACGAUUCUAUGAUCUAAUUACACACCAAGCCAUUCUCUCCCUGGAGUGUGAACAAAGACCGCUGAUGUCAGCAGACUGGUGUUUAAAGAAUACUCUCAGAAUUGGAGCAGUUGCUGGAAGUGAUUGGCUAAUCUGGGAUAUCACUCGUUCCAGUUAUCCACAGGAUAAGAGACCCGUCCACGUUGAUCGAGCCAGAUUAUUCAGGUGGUCCCGAGUGAAUGAAAAUCUGUUUGCAACCAUUGGAUAUCCAGGAAAGGCGACUACUCAACUGCUUGUUCAUCACUUAGGACAUCCCCAGCCCAUUCUUACUGGUACUGCAGCUGUAGGAUCUGGAUUGACAUGGCACAGAACCCUUCCAUUAUGUGCAGUUGGAGGAGACCAUAAAAUUUUCUUUUGGGUAACAGAAAUGUAAAAAUUGCCAUAUGCUUUCAGUGUUCAACUUCACAGUAUGACAUCUUUUUCAUAGUAAAGCAACGAAUUUACUCUUUGGAUUGGUGUUUAUUCAUUUGCAGGACAUAAGAAAAAACAAAAUAAGAAACCUUUUGUUUCAUUUUCAGCUUGCAAAUGCAAUAACUAUGAUAAAAUCAGAUACCAUAAAUCUGACCCUGUGUAAAUUCCCUUAAAAUAUACACAUUUUUCAACAAGGUUGAAAACGUGGUUCGGUGUGGCGUUCAUUUUUUUUAAUGGUAACUUUGAUUUGUUUAUUUGAAGAGAUUGUGUAUCUAUCAAUCUCAGUUGUCUCUCAGUUAACACAGCACAGAUACUUUGAAAUUCUCAGAGUGUCUACAGCAUAAACACCUGUUUUUGUCUUAACUUUCCUGAUUCACUGCUAUCUUUUAAGAAAGAAAUACAGUAACAUACUGUCAUAAAAUAUUGUCUGUGAAUGUGUUUGCUGAUUAAAAAGUUACCACACUGAAG
Messenger RNA from Meleagris gallopavo (turkey), 1076 nucleotides. RefSeq names its product nucleoporin 37 (gene NUP37). The record is from RefSeq and is a predicted model, not a curated record. Gene Ontology annotation, cellular component: nuclear pore outer ring. NCBI's taxonomy places the organism in Eukaryota, Metazoa, Chordata, Aves, Galliformes, Phasianidae. Gene Ontology annotation, molecular function: protein binding.